Panicum virgatum (switchgrass) is the source of this 591-nucleotide messenger RNA. RefSeq names its product 18 kDa seed maturation protein-like. The record is from RefSeq and is a predicted model, not a curated record. Gene Ontology annotation, biological process: embryo development ending in seed dormancy. Lineage: Eukaryota; Viridiplantae; Streptophyta; Magnoliopsida; Poales; Poaceae. The coding region runs from base 7 to 492 and encodes 161 amino acids. The transcript has a single exon.
GCGGAGAUGCAGGGCGGGAGGAGCGCGAGCGCGGUGGCGGCGGCGAAGGAGGCGGCGGCGAACGUGGGCGCGUCGGCGUGGGCGGGCAAGGAGAAGACCAAGGCCGUGGUGGAGGAGAAGGUGGCCAAGGCGAGGGCGCGCGACCCGGCGGAGAAGGCCGCCGCGGACGCGCGGAUGGAGGAGCACGUCCGCGGGGUGGAGGCCGCCAAGCGGGACACCAUGCGCCAGAACGCCGCCGCUAAGGAGCGCGCCUCCGCGGCCGAGCACCACCCGACGCCGCUCGGCGUGGCCGCCGCGCCGCCCGUGCCCGCGGGGCCCGGCGUCCACGUCCUGGACCGCUCCGCGGUGCCGGCGCCGGCGGCGAACGCAACGGACGGCGGCCAUAGUGCUACUGGUGGCGUGCCGGUUGGCGCGGCGGCGAGGCCUGAUGCAGCUGCAGGUGCAGGUGCCGGUACCGGCGGCGGCGUCCCACCGGCGAGCGGCACGGCCUGAAGAGGGGAGGGGAUGUAUGAGUAGCGUCGUCGAUCGUGUGCGCGUGGCUGUGCAGAUUGGCUGUUUAAUGUAUGAGAUUUCCUUCGCAUUGCUGUGUGU